CCGUACCUCACCCGGCCCGGGAAGAAAGGAGGAAUCGACGUGAUCUGAUGACGCUCACCCGUCGGCGGCGAACAUUGAUGGUGUCAUCAAGGGUCCGCCCACCCGCCGGCGACCUGUUUCCGAGCUGCACCAGAGCAUGAGGAUCUUAUGGAGGCUAUUUGGAUUCUCAAGAGGACUUCUCAAAGUGGAAAGUUGUAGAAUAACUGAAUCAGAAUCAUUGAUUCCAUUAGUUUGGGCAUCACUGAUACAGAAGCUUAGCAGAGCACCUGGUAUUUUCUUGUUGGAUCAAAGAAAAAGAUUAUCAACCAUGCCUGAAAUAGAAGCAAAUCAGAGAGACUCUGAAUUGUUUUCACCACCCUCUGAUGUUCGAGGAAUGACAGAACUUGAUAGAACAGCUUUUAAAAAGACAGUCACCAUCCCAGUGCUUAAAGUGAGGAAAGAAACAGUCAAUAAAUUGAUGCGAUCCCUUAAAAGGGCAGCACUGCAGCGCCCAGGCAUCAAACGUGUUAUUGAAGAUCCAGAAGAUGAAGAAAGUAGACUAAUUAUGUUGGAUCCCUAUAAAAUUUUUACCGAUGAUUCCUUUGAGAAAGGAGAACUCAGUAUUUUAAAGCAGCUGAAUGUCGAUCCACAGAUGUCUAAAUAUAAUUUGGAACUAACUUAUGAAAACUUUAAGUCAGAAGAAAUCUUGAGAGCUGUGCUUCCUGAAGGUCAAGAUGUGACUUCAGGGUUUAGCAGAGUUGGACAUAUUGCCCACUUGAACCUUCGAGAUCAUCAACUACCUUACAAGCAUUUAAUUGGCCAAGUUAUGAUUGACAAAAAUCCAGGAAUCACCUCAGCAGUAAAUAAAAUCAAUAAUAUUGAUAAUACCUACCGAAAUUUCCAAAUGGAAGUGCUAUCUGGAGAGGUGAAUAUGAUGACCAAGGUUCGAGAAAACAACUAUACCUAUGAAUUUGAUUUUUCAAAAGUCUAUUGGAAUCCUCGUCUCUCCACAGAACACAGCCGUAUCACAGAACUUCUCAAACCUGGGGAUGUCCUAUUUGAUGUUUUUGCUGGGGUUGGACCCUUUGCCAUUCCAGUAGCAAAAAAAAACUGCACUGUGUUUGCUAAUGAUCUCAAUCCUGAAUCCCAUAAAUGGCUACUGCACAAUUGUAAAGUAAAUAAAGUGGACCAAAAGGUGAAAGUCUUUAACUUGGAUGGGAAAGACUUCCUCCAAGGACCAGUCAGAGAAGAGUUAAGGCAGCAGCUGGGACCACUGUCAAAAGAAAGAAAACACUCUGUGCACAUUGUCAUGAACUUGCCAGCAAAGGCUAUUGAGUUUCUCAGUGCUUUCAAAUCACUCUUAGAUGGACAGCCAUGUGGCAGUGAGCUCCUUCCCAUCGUGCACUGUUACAGCUUUUCCAAAGAUGCUAAUCCUGCUAAGGAUGUUCAGCAACAAGCUGGAAUUGUAUUAGGCACCUCCUUGGAGGCAUGCAGUUCAGUUCACCUAGUAAGAAAUGUGGCCCCUAACAAGGAAAUGUUAUGCAUCACUUUCCGGAUUCCUGCUGCUAUACUUUACAAGAAUCAGACCCUAAAUCAAGACAAUCAUGAAGAUCCACCUCUUAAACGCCAGAGGACAGAUAAAGACUUUUAAGAAGAAAAAACACAAACUGCUUCAAUCACUUAAUUGUAAAUAUCUUCUCCAUCUCCCCAUUAGACCUUAAUGUAGUGAAAUAUCAUUUGUAUGAUUUCUUAAUAUUUUAGCAUUCAGUUACUUUAGUAUUGAACCCUUAUAUUUUGCCCUGUUUUAUAAAUUGGGGAUUAUCAAAUUAAAAUUUAAAUAAGUCUACUAAAUAUAUUUUUACCUGAGUUAUAACAUAAUUAUAAUUUUAUCAUCAAAUAUACCUAAUCUUUUAUUAGAUAAAUAUGUUUAAAAAUUGUCUUUCUCUUGGGAAAAGAGUUUUUGAAGGUAGGAUAAUUGCGUGCUAACUAGGAAAGCAGUGAUCCUUUUACAGUUAUCCUUAGUUGAAGAGUGUAGCUAAGUUUUAUAUAAGUAGUCUUACACUAUUACUAUAAAAGUAAUAACAAAUGAGAUUAUUUGGAUCAGAGAUAGGCAAACUAUGUCCAGUAGGCCAAAUCUGGUCCAUCACCUGUUGUUGUAUGGCAAGUGACCUAAGAAUGGUUCUUACUCCAAGGAGUUCUUUACUCUUGAUGAGUUGAUAGACAGUACUAAUACUGCUCAAGUCUUGUUUAUUUGAGGUGCCAAUUCUGAGUUUGAAGUAACUGAAGAAUCAGCCUCCAAGAAUACUCUGCCUGGAACAACUACCGGUGAAUACUUUCAAAGAAAUUGAGAAAACUAAUUCUGUAAAACCUGAAGUAGAGUCUGAUGUGUUAUAACUGAUGAUGGUUUAAAAAAAGUGUGAGGUAGAAAAAGAUCUAGUUGGAAAAAUUUACAAAGCUUAUAAAAAUGCAGGGUGUUUGUUUAAAACCUAUAGCUAUUCACUGUAUUAUCCACCAGCAAGUACCUUGCAGUAAAUAUUUGAAUCUACCAUGUGUUAACCAGUAAUGUCAGUGAUAAACUUCAUUUGCUUUCAUGGAUGUUAACCAUCCUCAAAGGCCUUGAAUUCUGUCAGAAAUUGAAGCUGAAUUUCCUAACUCAACCUAAGUUUGAUUUGCUUAGCAGCUAUAAAGUUUGACUGCAAUUUUUUGUGUUCAUGGCCAAGACUGAAAUUUUUCUUAAGAAGAACCAACUUUAAACACUUCUAAAAUACUGAAUGUCUUUGGGAAUUAGUUUUUGCUAAAGACUUGAUAAUAUUUCUCAAAGAUAUCAACCUACAAUUACAAGGCCAACAUAACUUUAAUGUGAAACAUACUGCAGUAGUCUGAAAUGACUGUAACUGUACAUUUCUCAUGCUAUCAGAAAUUAAAACAAGAAACAAGAUUUCCAUUCUCACACAAAUUAGCAGUGGAUAUAUUUUCUGAGUUCAGCAUUUUUGGAACCUUGGUGCAAAUGCAAAGGAAAUUUCCAUAUUUCAAAACCCAUUUAACUACAAUUGAACUUCUAUCUGAUCUUCAGUUGGAAGUGAUUCGUCUGUUAUUGUAAUGACAUGCUAAAAGGCAAAUACCAAAGGAUUAAGAAUCUAAUAGAGUUUUACAAAUGCCUUCCAAGUGAUGUAUAUGUUCAGUUAAAAUCACAUGUUCCAGUGUUUGGCAGAAUGUGUAAAAUCUCAUUACAUACAACCAUCAACAGGUGAUCAAUUACAAUUCAUUUUGAUGAAAGGAACACUUAGAACCCCAAUUAAAGGAAAUGUAUUUCCCCCGAAAAGCACUACAAAAUAAUGUACUCAAUUAUAUUUUGAAUUUUGUUAAUUUAAAAAAUUGUGCCAGUUUAUCUCAUGCUUAUCUACAUAACGGCCUCAGUUUUGUCUCUUGGCCCACAAAGCCUAAAAUAUUUACUCUCUGUUCCUACAGAAACAGUUUGAUCUAAGUCAUUAAUUACAAACUCAAAUGCCUUUAGAAGCUAGGUAGUAUAAACAGAUGAAGGCAAUAAAUGGCAAGACGUAUACAGAAGUUAUGAAUUGGAGCCUUUAUUCCUUAUGGAAAGACACUUAAAAUUGUUCUGGAGUUCAACCUAACCUGUCCUAUGCAAAUCCUUGGGGCUUAUUCAGCCAGGCAUUGCUAGUUUGGGACUUCUAAUUUUCUUCCUUUCCCUCCCCUUCAAGUGUAUGUAGGUCAGGAGUCAGCAAACUUUCUGUAAAGGGCCAGAUAGUAUUUUAGGCUUUGUAAGCUAUAAGGUCUCUGCUGCUUCUUAACUCUGCCAUAGUAGCCCCAAAGCAGCCACAGACAACACAUAAACACUGUAUUCCAAAGAAAACUAUUUAUGAACACUGGAAUUUUAAUUUCAUAUGCUUUUCACAUGUUAAAAAGUGUAUUAUUUGGCUUUUUCCAACUUUAAAAAUAUAGACACCAACCUUAGUUCAUGGAGCUUACAAAAACAGGGUGCAGCUGAAUUUGACCUGGGGUCUACAGUCUGCCUUCUCCCAACCUAGGCGAAGAUAAUUACUCUGCAAGUAGGAAUAAGAACUUUUUUCCUAGUACUGUAUUGAUACAUGAUGUGCCACGCUAUAAAUAUGAAGUGUGGGUGCAAAUGAUGUUCUUACUCGUACAUGUAAAGUGGUAAGAUCCAUUUAGUCACCCCUUAAUUAGAGAAAAUAUGCAGUAUAUAAUUGUAAAGAAAACAGAAUCCUUAAAUGCUUCUAUUAACACACUUUAACCCUUUUUCCCUGAGAGUAGAUAAGUGAAUAUGUGAUUAUUUCAUUAUUUAAAUUUGGCUCACCCUAAACUUUUUGAUGUGAUACUAGUAACUGAACUCUUGGUUAAUCCACUAGAAAAUUGAGCUAGAACACUCAUUAGAUAGAGUUUUUUAAUUUUGUUAACUUUUUGACAAGUUUUCUGCCACCUUAGAUUUUGACAUGAUUAUCCAAAUCACCUGUUGACAGCCUAAAGAUAACUUCUAAGAGACGCUUAGAUCAAAUAUUUAUUGAAAGAAAUUAAGGAAUACUAAAUAAUAAUACAUCCUAAUUACCAUGUAAAUGUAUUCAAUACCAUUAAUAUCUGCUUAAAAGGGAGCGCGGUUAGCAGUCAAAUCAUGUUCUACCCUAAUGAAUUCUUCAGAACUUCUCUCAAGGAUAUCAACACGGUUAUUUAGUUGAUGUCAUGUAUUUCAUAUAAGAACUAGAUACUGGAUCUGUAAAAAUUUCCUUGAAGUCUUAAGAAGUUUGACUGCUCAGACUUGCUUUUACACAGCUGUGGUUUAUAAGUUUGACAGUUUCACAGUCACCUCUAGAACACGGACUCUGCAGUUUAACCACUUGGUUCAAAUCCAAACACUGCUCCUUUUAAGAUGUAUUGACCUUUGGUAGGUUGCUUAACUGCUCCAUGCCUUAGCAUCUUCAUCUGUUAAAAUGAGGAAAUAAUACUAGCACUGUUACAAUGAUUGUUCACAAAGCAUGGGGCACUGUGCUUGGCACAUAGGUUGAUGCUCAGUAAGUUGUUUCUGUGCUAGUGUUAUAAAAUAUUAAAGGACAUUAAAUUCAUGUAGAUGAAAGACUUGCACAGCCUUUUGUCCCUGAGAGAGGAAAUCACUGGGAGGACUGGGGUAAUUUCACCAAUGUAGAAUAUUUGUUAUUUAGUGAAUUGUUGCCAUUAGGUUAUCUUUUACCAUUCCCUUUGAUCUAAUAGGGUCAGUUAACAACUUCUAAAUUCAGCCUAUUGAACAAAGUAUGGCAAUAAUAAGGGCAAAAUAAUUACAAACGUAUCAAGGUGGAAGAAUUUAACUGAUUUGCCAAAUCAGGUGCAGGCAAUUUCCACAAUAAUAAGGUAGGCUCAAAAAAAAGUUUUGAAAGCCUUUGAAAUGUUUUGUUAAUAAUUAGUUCAUUCCAUUUAAAUACAUCAUACAAGGUACUGAGAAUAAAUGAUGGUGUUUCUUUUUUAAAGACUGGAUACCUUACUUUGGCAGCUGAGUACAGAAAAUCCUUAACCACAAGUCCAAUGUUCUCACUAUUCUUUGAAUAGAUUUAUGUAUUGUACUUAAAAUGCUAGUCCUCUAUUGGGGAAAACUAAUAGAUAUGAGAUAUGAAAACUAAUAGGAGAAUUAGGACACAGCCUAGUAGUGUUACAGAUAGACCUAAACUUGGAUAAAAAACUUGUGUUCUAAUUCUGGCUUUUUACUAACUUGUGUAUAUGAUCUUGGCCUACUCAAUUAUUCAGUGCCUUGGUUUUCUCAGUUAUCAAAGACAGAGGGUUGUAAAGAUGAAGAUGUACUCCUGAAAUUAAUACCUACUUAGUCCAAUAAGAAGAUGGAGCUGUUACAUAUGGAUAUUCCACCCUAAUAUAACCCACAAAUCUUGCUUCACAUAACUUUCCACUCAUAAAGCUAACAUCUGUUGUAAUGGAGAUUUGAUGGAAAAUCCCUUAAUUUCCUUGAGAAACGAUGUCCCAUACCCAGCUGUCUAGGUAACAGACUCAUACAAGGCUGAGAUGAUACAAAUAUCCAUCCUAUCCAUGUCCAAAGUCUUUAAGCAACUUUCUGGGAGUACUAAAAGCCUUUGAAGUUUCAACAGAAACUACAUCAGAGUCUGCAAUUUACUCAAACGGAAAUUUCAUUUAAAAUAUAUUCAUUCCAGUCUCCAAGGUUUCAUCAUAAAAUGAGCUCACAUGGAGGUGAAAGGUGCCUUUUAAGUAUUAAAUUUUAUUAACUUACUUCUUUGAAUCUGUCAUUAAAGCAGGUUAAUAUUCUGCUCUGGUUUAUCCUGAGCGAGGCUCACAGCUGGGAACUAUAACACGAUCAAGGUUUGCCUCACUUUUCACUGCUCAAAACAGGCACUGAGUCCUUCAUAUUAUCACAGGUCAGGUUUUACUUGCCACAACCUGCUGGUAGAAGGAAAUAUAUCCACUUGUCUGGACUAGUAUUAAGAAGACAUUGGGAAAAAAAAAAAGGAACAUUUUAUGAGAAGAAAUAAUAGACUUGCAUAUUAACACUAAAUGUCGUAUUCAAAAUGGCAUUUUUAAAUGUGUUCAAGUAAAACACUGUAAUAAGAGAAAAACCACAAAACUUAAUAUAAAGUCUAGCUUUAUUUUUUAAAAGAUUUUACAAGUCUGUC
Messenger RNA from Hippopotamus amphibius kiboko, 6638 nucleotides. It is a transcript of the gene TRMT5, whose product is annotated as tRNA methyltransferase 5. Bases 137 to 1630 code for a protein of 497 amino acids. Gene Ontology annotation, cellular component: cytoplasm; mitochondrial matrix. The transcript has 5 exons. Lineage: Eukaryota; Metazoa; Chordata; Mammalia; Artiodactyla; Hippopotamidae. Gene Ontology annotation, biological process: mitochondrial tRNA methylation; tRNA N1-guanine methylation. The record is from RefSeq and is a predicted model, not a curated record.